AUGUUUCGAUGGAAGAGCAGCUCGGAAAAGAAUGAUAUUUGCUUCAAUCCGCUUCAAGCAAUUCGAGCAUGGAGCUUACUCGCAAAUGUUGCCGAAGGAAAAACGUAUAGGGACAUUAUCAAAUACAUCGUCAACCGAACCAACAUCGAAGAGCCGAGCAAUUUAACCGAGCUCAAUAAAACAAUUCUCGGACUUCAUGUGGAAAUUGAGGAAGACGUCGAUGGUUGUGUGCGGCUGUUCACCGAAUUGCCGAAGCAUUUGAUAAAUCCGAGCGAUUUGGAGAAUUCGACGAGAUAUUAUGGUGGAAAGAGCGAUCGCAGUGCGAUUCGCCAUUUAUGUUUCGCUAGCGAUCCAGAUGGAUUAUUCUCAUGUGACGCGAUAAACACCGAAGUUUUCAAAUCGAGUCGUGGCGCCGUGAAAUUCGUGGUCCCCGAACAAUAUGCGCCAACUUGGCGAUCGCAAAUGGCGUUGGUGUCGUGCUCGGAUUGCACAUUCCAUUGGAAAACGACGGACACGAUUAUUCUAACCGACAAUAUGCUGUUCACCGAUGAUUGCGGAAAUCGAUCAUACACAUCGGCAAUUUUGGCGCGCGCCGACGUUCACAAAUCGCCCAACGGCAAAAUUUAUCGACUCGAAAGCCAACUCGACGAUUUUCAACUCUAUUUGUCAAUGACCAAUGAACCAUUGAGCCUCGAGGAUUUCAAAGAAACCGAGACGAGCGAUCGUUGGCAUGUGUCGAAAAAUCGUUUGGUCCUUCUACCGCGAACAAUCAUCUCGACGCCGUUGUCGUUGUUGAGUCACGCCAAAAAAGACGGCCUUCAGCGGUUGUUUUGCAGCGAAAAAUCGGAAUUGUUCAAGCUCACCUCGAAUAUGUUUGAGAUCAAGGCCAAUUUUAUCACCACGAAUCCGCCGAUCAUAAUGAACCCAACUAGUACCGGAUUUCACGCCAAUGAGUUGUUGCCAGAACACGCGCACGUCGCCAUGGAUGAAUGCCUGACGUCGGUGUUGGCGUCGAAUCAGCGAAAAACGAUGAUGCCGACCGCCGACACGGUCUUCAUGUACUACGAGGAUCAUCUCGACAAACGCCAACAGGUCAUGGAGCGAUUGGAUCCGUUCUCGGCCAAGGCAUUUCAUGCGCCAGAAGGCACAUUGGAGUUCAACACCACGUUUCAAUUCAUCGUCACUCGUCAUUGUGAGAAUGAGCCGAUUGUUCUAUGCGCCGGCCGAUUUAACAACUCGAUGUGGACGAAUGAUGAGUCAUCGAUGAUUGAAGACGAUCGAAGCGAUUCGAAGAAGUUGCCGAAAAAACCAUAA
Messenger RNA from Caenorhabditis bovis, 1314 nucleotides. The record is from the annotation of a GenBank genome assembly. Lineage: Eukaryota; Metazoa; Nematoda; Chromadorea; Rhabditida; Rhabditidae.